GGUUGUGAUUUGUGAACAAGAAAAAAAGAAGGUCAAGACUCAAGAGUUUCUUCUAGUUAGCUGAAAUGGAGAGCGAAACUUCGACCAACAAUGUGAACAGUGAUUUAGAUCACAGUAAAGUGGAACACUGCUUUCAGGAAUUUUACACAGAGGUCAAACAAAUUGAGAAACGUGACUCAGUUCUAACAUCAAAACAGCAAAUAGAUCGUUUGCUGAGAGCAGGUUCAUCCUAUUUUAAUCUCAAUCCUUAUGAAGUACUGCAGGUUGAUUAUGAGCUUCCAGUGGAUGAAAUAAAAAAGAAAUAUAAGAGGUUGUCAAUAUUGGUCCACCCUGAUAAAAACACAGAUGAUUCAGAACGUGCACAACAAGCCUUUGAAGUUAUAAAUCGAGCCUGGAAAAUUUUAGAGAAUGAAAAAACCAGAAAACGUUGUCUUGAGAUUGUUGCAGAGGCUACAGGCAUGACUGAUCUGGCGAUCGCCGAAAAAAGAAAAAAGUUGAAGAAAGAAGGAAAGGAUACAAGAGUUGAGGAGGACGACCCACUCAAAUAUCGCCGCGCAGUCUAUGUUAUGACGAUAAAACUUUUCGCUGACAUGGAACGCAAAAGAAGGGAACUAGAACAACGGGAUAUGGAAGAACGAAAGCGUAAGAGAGAAACAGAAAUUGAGGCAGAGGAAAAGGCUAAAGUAGACAAAGAAUGGCAAAAGAAUUUUGAAGAGUCACGCCAGGGUAGGGUGAGCAGCUGGCAAAAAUUUCAACACAAGAAAACCAAAACGUCCAAAGGAUUUUUUAGGCCACCUAAAAAUAAGAUGGAACAACGUUGAAGAAAAGAAAAGGUUGACGUUGGGCAUUGCACUAAAUCUUCUGUUUCAUGUCACGGGAAGAAGUUGACUUCCUUUGCAUUGAAAUUCUUAUUGUUUUCUUACCAAGAUCAAUAAAAUUUAAAGAUCUCCGA
Daphnia magna is the source of this 952-nucleotide messenger RNA. Its product is annotated as dnaJ homolog subfamily C member 8. NCBI's taxonomy places the organism in Eukaryota, Metazoa, Arthropoda, Branchiopoda, Diplostraca, Daphniidae. Bases 66 to 821 code for a protein of 251 amino acids. Gene Ontology annotation, cellular component: nucleus. The record is from RefSeq and is a predicted model, not a curated record. The transcript has 7 exons.